GUCAUUAAGAAUCUUACCUUCGAAAAGUUUUCGCAAUCGCUUAUAAAAUGCUAUGGAUUAACUAGAAAUCCAAAUACACAGGAUUUUAUGAUUGUACUUCAACAUAUGGAUAGUAACUUGGGUGAAUUCCUAAGAACAAAUGAAUUAUCUUGGAAGACAAGAUUUAAAAUG
Messenger RNA from Racocetra persica, 171 nucleotides. Lineage: Eukaryota; Fungi; Glomeromycota; Glomeromycetes; Diversisporales; Gigasporaceae. The record is from the annotation of a GenBank genome assembly.